Molecule: messenger RNA, 1233 nt
Organism: Wyeomyia smithii (pitcher-plant mosquito)
Lineage: Eukaryota; Metazoa; Arthropoda; Insecta; Diptera; Culicidae
Product: 32 kDa beta-galactoside-binding lectin lec-3-like
Exons: 5
Coding region: 278-1159 (293 amino acids)
Molecular function (GO): carbohydrate binding; galactoside binding
Source: RefSeq, a predicted model, not a curated record
UGAAAUGUGUCAAUGCACCUGAGUAUUCGUUGUCUAUUUUCGGAAGAAGCAUCAAUUGUAAUCGCUGUGUUCCGUUGUUGGUAAAUCCCUUCAUAUCAUCUAGCGAUAACAUCAAUAUCGGACCAAUAUGAUAUUGCUUUUGUGAAUUUGUGGUAACAGCGAAGCAACAGUGUAGUCUGAAGUAAGCAUAAAAUAAGAAUGUUAACACAAUUUGCUGGAAAUUUAUCGUGCACUGUGGAGCCAGGACAAAUUUUUGUCAUCGGCGCAAGACCUAUUGAUGAUGCGGAGAGAUAUCAAUUUUCUAUCUGGAAAAUCUGAUGAAGCAGAUAAUAUUUUGCAUAUGUCAAUACGUUUUCUAGAAGAUAUCAUUGUUCGCAAUACGAAACUUUCGAACAGUUGGGGCCCCGAAGAACGAAAUGAUGGUUUAAGUGAGCUAACGGCUCCUAAUCCUGUUAGAGCAGGAGAGCUAUUCAAAUUGUACAUAUUGGUUGGGGAUGACAAGUUUCAUAUUGCGAUAAACGGACAGUCUUAUUGCACAUAUAUGUUUCGAGCACCUCUUUUGGAAAUUCGCUCUAUAACAAUCUUCAAAGAUGUCCAGCAAAUUAUUCAGAUCGAUCAUAGACAAAUAUUUCCAACACCGUUUCCUGCCAUCCAGUUAGAGGAAUCAUUCAACUCAUUCAGUAACGAUGUCCCGAAGCCUUUUCUUCCAGGUCAUGUGAUUGUUAUCACCGCCAUACCAUUUGGGAAUCCUCGUGGAGGUUUCAUUAUUCGCUUUACUGAAAAUGGAUCAAAAAGACAGGCCUUGCAUUUUAAUCCACGGUUUGAUCCACACUAUAUAGUUGUCCGCAAUUCACACACGGACGCUCUAGAAUUCCGGCGAGAAGAAGAACGUACUGGAGGCUUUCCGUUUGUGCUGGAUCAACAAUUUAAAUUGGCAAUUGCUAUGACAGAAAAUGAAUUCAAAUUUGCGGUGAAUGGAAGUUUGUUUGAAUCCUAUGCUUACCGUAGUAUUAAUCAACUGGAUGUCCUGAACGGAUUUAAGGUGCAAUGCAGUAACGGUAUGCAACUUGAAAUCACCAACGUUGAUCACAUGAAUAUGGGUGUACCGGAUUGCGAGGGUUUUGAAAGCUACUCACACCCAGAAGUAGAGAUUUUUUAAUUGAUGUAAUUUCUUCUGUUCAUUGUUCGUCUGUUAUCAAAAUUGAACGAUUAAAUUUAUUUCAAUUUAUGCAC